Molecule: messenger RNA, 1512 nt
Organism: Monoraphidium neglectum
Lineage: Eukaryota; Viridiplantae; Chlorophyta; Chlorophyceae; Sphaeropleales; Selenastraceae
Exons: 8
Coding region: 1-1512 (503 amino acids)
Molecular function (GO): hydrolase activity
Source: RefSeq, a predicted model, not a curated record
AUGGCAGCUGCGCGCGCCAAAGCCGUGGCUGACCGCCACGCUGGCGCUGCGCUGCGCGUCGGCGUACAGAGCGUGGCAGAGUUCUCCACUGGCACAUCCAGCGCGCCGUCGGUGGCGGUGCCGCAGGGCUGCCGCCCAGGUUUCAGCACCGGCGCGACCGUCACGGAUGGCACCGCUCAGGCAGUUUGGCCGGUCUCCAUAAUGGGCGACCUGCACUUGGAGCCCGCGCAAAUGCGGCUGUUCGACGAGGCGCGGCGGCACCUGCGGGAGGCGAUGUCGGACGACGACGGCCGCCUGCUGCCGGGCGCGCGCGUGGUGCAGGUCGGGGACCUUGGGGGCUACAAGCACGGGCCAGGCACGCGUGCGUGCUUCGAGGGGGCUUUGGACUACCUCACUGGCUUUGAGGCGCCGUUCGGCGUCAUCACCGGGAACCAUGACCUGGAGGGUCACGAAUUUGAAACUGAUGAAGAAAACCUGGCGGCCUGGCGCAAGGUCUUCGGGCAGCGCCACUACUGGGUCUCGGAGCUGGGCCCUGCGCUGCUGGUGGGCCUGUCAACCGUGCGCUUCCGCAGCAACACGUUCAGCGUGCACGAGGUGUACGUUGACGACGAGCAGGUUGCCUGGUUCGAGGCGCUGCUGGCGGCGCACCCGGGGCGGCCGGUCGUGGUGUUCACGCACGCGCCGCCGAUUGGCAGCGGGCUCAAGGUGGUGCAGAACGUGCAUGUGAAGAACAGGUGUGCGUGGCUCAACCACAGUGACCGGCCGGCCAGGUUCAUCCGCCUGGUGGAGCGCUACCCCAACGUCCGGUUGUGGUUCAGCGGCCACUUCCACCUGGCGCAGAACUAUCCUGACAGCAUCACCUCUGUCGCCAGCUGCGCCUUCGUCCAGACCGGCGUCAUCGGCGAGUGCAACCGCGACGGCUUCCGCCAGUCGCGCCUGCUGCGCGUCACCACCGACGGCUACGAGGUGUGCACCGUCGACCACGGCGCCGGCGGCAGCGUGCGGCUCGAUCUCAGGCAGCUCUGGGACGACACGACGACGCCCAGGCCUAUGACAUCUGCAGAUGAGAUUGUGUGCGACCCUGACGCGGGCUGGCUGUGCAGCCAGCUGGACUGCGGCCUCAGCAGCAGCUUGGAGGAGCCGCGGCUGUCGGUGCCGGCCGCGACGACGUGGUUCGCGGCCGGCGCGGGGGUGCUGCUGGCGCUGCAUGAUGGGAAGCUGCUGGUUGAGUACGACGUGGAGACGCGGGCACCCAUUGGGCUGGUGGCAGACGCGUCAGGCAAGGAGGUGUCGCUCGUUGCGGCGGGCGGCGCGGCGCCGGCUGCCGAUGACGGCUCCGACGUUGAGGCAGUGCUGCUGCGGGACCGGGAGAGUGGCGAGGUGUCGCGGCUCGAGCGCAAUGAGUGGGGCAGCUUCUACCGCGUGUUCCAGCCCAACAAGUGGGCGGCCAAGCAGCGGGAGGCGCGGGAGCGGGCGCUCGCCGGGGCGGCAGCCGCGGCCGGCGCAGAGUGA